AUGCCAAACGGCCUUGAUCUUAAGAAUUCCUACGACCAAAAUAUUAUUGGUGCCGUUCAUCGACACCGUUCACUUCUAAAGCGGAAUCAGGAUUGCCAUCCCGUCUCAGCCCCUCAAGAUUUGCUUCUCUUGGCUCCGCCGAAUCAAAUGCUUCAGAGAGGCGCUGUCAUGCUAUGCCAGCAGCAUCAAGAGGUUGAUACGAGAAUUAUUAUCGCACCAGGGGCAAAAAGGGAGAAAGAAGCAGGACAAGAAAGAGGCAUGUUCCAUGAAUCCCCAGAUAUAAAUGCUAGCAAAACCAGUAUGUUCGGUGAUAAGAACAAUAACAUCAAACCUGUCAUCUUGAUCUUGAAUGUGCAUGUUCCUUGCCACUAG
Histoplasma capsulatum G186AR is the source of this 372-nucleotide messenger RNA. RefSeq lists its product as uncharacterized. Bases 1 to 372 code for a protein of 123 amino acids. The transcript is spliced from 3 exons. The record is from RefSeq and is a predicted model, not a curated record. NCBI's taxonomy places the organism in Eukaryota, Fungi, Ascomycota, Eurotiomycetes, Onygenales, Ajellomycetaceae.